Messenger RNA from Sclerotinia sclerotiorum 1980 UF-70, 510 nucleotides. RefSeq lists its product as hypothetical. The record is from RefSeq and is a predicted model, not a curated record. Bases 1 to 510 code for a protein of 169 amino acids. NCBI's taxonomy places the organism in Eukaryota, Fungi, Ascomycota, Leotiomycetes, Helotiales, Sclerotiniaceae. The transcript has a single exon. Gene Ontology annotation, molecular function: S-adenosylmethionine-dependent methyltransferase activity.
AUGGUACUGAACAAUCUAGAAACACGUGCUCGCCUCAAAGCCCAAUUCGAGGGUUAUGAUACGGCUCAGCAUGGUGAGAAAUGGGAUCAGCUCUGGAAAGACAAGGUCACUCCAUGGGAUAACGAAUCACCUAAUCCGGCACUCAUUGAUAUACUAAAUGAGCGGGAAGAUCUUGUCUCGAAGAAAGCUGAUGGCUCAAGGAAGAAAGCUUUAGUUGCUGGAUGUGGAAGGGGAUAUGAUGUCCUGCUAUUGAGUGCUAUGGGCUACGAUGCUUAUGGGCUGGAUAUUUCUGAGACAGGUCUGCAAGGUGCUAAAGAUACCGAGAAGGAGAAAGAUGGCAAGGGUUUGUAUGAACCAAAAGAUGGGGUUGAGAAAGGGAAAGUUACCUGGGUAGCUGGAGACUUCUUUAAAGAUGAUUUCUUGACAAAUGUAGGCGGGGAGAAAAAGUUUGAUCUGAUUUACGAUUACACGGUAUGUAAUUCUUUAAACUUCUUGGAUCAAGAUUACUAA